GAAGUGCGGGAGCCGCCACUGCCGGGAGCCGCGUUCGCCAGUGUUGCCCGCCCGCCCGCCGGCAGCUGAGGAGCCGCUCGGCGCCGGGGCAGUCACCGCAGCUGGGACUGAAGUCUAGGGAGGGCGGGGCGCGGCAUGAAGCGGCGGCGGCCCUGUCUGUAGGGCGCGUCGGGACCGGCCGGCCGGGCGGGGCUGAGGGGAAGGAAAAUGCAACAUGGCAGCAGCAAUGGAAACUGAACAGCUGGGUGUUGAAAUCUUUGAAACUGCAGAGUGUGAGGAAAAUGUCGAAUCACAAGAACAGCCUAAAUUGGAGCCAUUUUAUGUUGAGAGAUAUUCCUGGAGUCAGCUUAAGAAACUGCUUGCAGAUACCAGGAAAUACCAUGGCUACAUGAUGGCUAAGGCACCACAUGACUUUAUGUUUGUAAAGAAGAAUGAUCCAGAUGGGCCUCAUUCAGACAGGGUCUAUUACCUUGCCAUGUCUGGUGAGAACAGAGAAAAUACGCUGUUUUACUCAGAAAUUCCCAAAACCAUCAACAAAGCAGCAGUUUUAAUGCUGUCUUGGAAGCCACUCUUAGAUCUUUUUCAGGCAACCCUGGACUAUGGAAUGUAUUCUCGAGAAGAAGAGUUAUUAAGAGAAAGAAAACGCAUCGGAACAAUUGGAAUUGCUUCUUAUGAUUAUCACCAGGAAAGUGGAACAUUUUUGUUCCAAGCUGGUAGUGGAAUUUACCAUGUAAAAGAUGGAGGCCCACAUGGAUUUACUCAACAACCCUUAAGACCCAAUUUAGUGGAGACCAGUUGCCCCAACAUAAGGAUGGAUCCAAAACUGUGCCCUGCUGAUCCAAACUGGAUUGCUUUCAUCCAUAGCAAUGACAUCUGGAUAGCGAACAUUGUAACUAGGGAAGAAAGGAGGCUCACCUAUGUGCACAAUGAGCUUGCUAACAUGGAAGAGGACCCAAGAUCUGCUGGGGUUGCUACCUUUGUCCUUCAGGAGGAAUUUGAUAGAUAUUCUGGCUAUUGGUGGUGUCCAGAGGCUGAACCAACUCCCAAUGGAGGAAAAGUUCUUCGAAUUCUAUAUGAAGAAAAUGAUGAAUCAGAAGUGGAAAUUAUUCAUGUUACAUCCCCCAUGUUAGAGACCAGAAGGACAGAUUCAUUCAGAUAUCCCAAAACAGGCACAGCAAAUCCAAAAGUCACUUUUAAGAUGUCAGAAGUAACAAUUGAUGCUGAAGGAAGGAUUGCAGAUGUGGUGGAUAAGGAACUAGUACAACCCUUCGAGAUUCUAUUUGAAGGAGUUGAGUAUAUUGCCCGAGCUGGAUGGACUCCAGAGGGAAAAUAUGCUUGGUCCAUCCUACUAGAUCGUUCCCAAACCCGACUACAGAUAGUGUUAAUAUCCCCUGCAUUAUUUAUCCCAGUAGAAGAUGAUGCAAUGGAACGACAGAAACUAAUAGAUUCAGUGCCUGAUUCUGUGACACCGCUCAUUAUUUAUGAAGAAACAACAGACAUCUGGAUAAAUAUCCACGAUAUCUUUUAUGUUUUCCCUCAAAGUCAUGAAGAUGAAAUAGAGUUUAUUUUUGCCUCAGAAUGCAAAACAGGUUUCCGACAUCUGUAUAAAAUCACAUCCAUUUUAAAGGAGAGCAAAUAUAAACGAUCCAUUGGAGGACUACCUGCUCCAAGUGAUUUCAAAUGUCCUGUCAAAGAAGAAGUAGCAAUUACCAGUGGUGAAUGGGAAGUGCUUGGCCGACAUGGAUCUAAUAUCCAAGUUGAUGAAGUUCAGAAGCUGGUAUAUUUUGAGGGCACUAAAGACUCCCCUUUAGAGCAUCACUUGUAUGUGGUCAGCUAUGACAAUCCUGGAGAGGUGACAAGGUUGACAGAUCGUGGCUACUCUCAUUCCUGCUGUAUUAGCCAGCAUUGUGAUUUAUUUAUAAGUAAAUACAGUAACCAGAAGAAUCCACACUGUGUGUCCCUUUACAAGCUCUCAGGUCCUGAAGAUGACCCAGCACGCAGAACAAAGGAAUUUUGGGCCACUAUUUUAGAUUCAGCAGGUCCUCUUCCUGACUACACACCACCAGAAAUCUUCUCAUUUGAGAGUACUACAGGAUUCACAUUAUAUGGAAUGAUGUACAAACCUCAUGAUCUACAGCCUGGGAAGAAAUAUCCCACUGUGCUGUUCAUCUAUGGUGGUCCUCAGGUGCAACUGGUGAAUAAUCGUUUUAAAGGAGUCAAGUAUUUCCGCUUGAAUACCUUGGCAUCACUGGGUUAUGUAGUUGUGGUAAUAGACAACAGGGGAUCUUGUCAUCGAGGGCUUAAAUUUGAAGGUGCCUUCAAAUAUAAAAUGGGUCAAAUAGAAAUUGAAGACCAGGUAGAAGGACUUCAGUACCUAGCCUCUCAGUAUGAUUUUAUUGAUUUAGAUCGUGUGGGCAUCCAUGGCUGGUCCUAUGGAGGAUACCUCUCUUUGAUGGCAUUAAUGCAGAGGUCAGAUAUCUUCAGGGUUGCAAUUGCUGGAGCUCCAGUUACUCUGUGGAUUUUCUAUGAUACAGGAUAUACAGAACGUUAUAUGGGUCACCCUGACCAGAAUGAACAGGGCUAUUACCUAGGAUCUGUGGCCAUGCAAGCAGAGAAGUUCCCUUCCGAACCCAAUCGUUUACUGCUAUUGCAUGGGUUCUUGGAUGAAAACGUUCACUUUGCACACACCAGUAUAUUACUGAGUUUUUUAGUAAGGGCUGGAAAGCCAUAUGAUUUACAGAUCUAUCCUCAGGAGAGACACAGCAUAAGAGUCCCUGAAUCUGGAGAACAUUAUGAAUUGCAUCUUUUGCACUAUCUUCAAGAAAAUCUUGGUUCACGAAUUGCUGCUCUGAAAGUGAUAUAAUUGUGACUUUUGUGGAACUCUGGUACAUGGCUGCUUAACCAAAUGAGGAGUUUUAAUCUGUAGAAAAUAUAGAAAACUGAUCAUCACAUUUUGGUGCCUGCUAUAUAACAUCCACUUCUGAAAGUAAAUUUGGUGCCAUACAGGAAUCUACAGUAUAUGAAUAGCAACCUCAUACCUUAACACACACAGAAUUGAACGAUGUAAAUUUCCGUGGGACACAGCAAUACCAUGAGAAUUACUGAGAGAAGCUAAAACAUUUGCAGCACACAUCAAUACCAUCAUAUUUCCACCUUUUAAAAGCAUUGUAAGCCUCAUGGAUUUAAUUGGUGUAUUUUUACAUUAUAUUUGAGUUUGUUACAUUAUGGUAAUAUUAGGUGAUUGGUUCACUACAAUUCCUGAAUCUCUGGCUAAUUACAAAUUUGAUAGCACUUAAGUGUAAUUGAAUAGCUUAUGCUUCAUUGCUUGGGGUGUGUCCAGCAUGUUAAGAACUAAUCACUAUUAAACCUAUGACUUAACCAAUUGUUAAUGAUUUUAAGGAAUAAUUCCUAGUAGCCUCCUAAAGAUACUCAUUUUGGUUUAUUGAAGUUCUUCCCAAUUUUUCAGUGAGUUUCAGCUGUGUCUAGUAAAAAACAUACUAAUUUUUCUUUGAUGAUAUGACAAGAUGAGUUUUACCUAAGUUACUUUCUCAUAGAGUAACUGUAUUUGUAGCAUGGUUUUAACUAAUCUUACGAUAUUAAUAAUUACAUGCAGAUUAAUUUUAAAUUGAAUGACUAUAACUUAAAUAUUUGCGGGCUAUUUUUUCCUUUAGGAAAAGAAAACUAUAUAUUGACUUUUGUUCUUCAGAAAAUAUGUUGGUACCCAAUUUUCCAUAUACCAUUUCCUUAUAUCGAAAUGUUCUAGAUUUAACAGAGAUGGGGAUGUGAGGGGAAGAUGGAAGGGAAACACAGGGACAUAGGCAUGGGGAUAUGGAUCGUUUUAAGCCCAAAGUAUAAGUGCCACUUGGCUGGAAAAAGUCAUGAAAAAAAAUUUGAGAAAUGAGAUUUCAACUCUUAGAAUAUUAACUAAGAAAACCAAAGUAAAAUAAUCACCCCCAAGCCAGCAUAAUCCCAAACUGACUAUAUUUAGGAGAAUUAUUUUUAAAUUUUUUAGAAACAAACAUUUACAUUCCCUCCUUUUUAAGUGGUUCAAUGAGCACAAAGAGCUUUUUGGAAAUGGCAAGCUUAAAGUAGAAAAUAAAAUUUCUGGCAGAUUUGUUUAUCAUAAGUUCACACCUCCCCUUUAGUCAUGCAUUAUUCUUGUCUUCAUUGUUUUAAAUUGUAUAUAGUUUCCUAUUUUAAGUUUCCCUAAAAUAAACUCUGAUAAUGAAAUUA
Dromiciops gliroides (monito del monte) is the source of this 4233-nucleotide messenger RNA. RefSeq names its product dipeptidyl peptidase 8 (gene DPP8). Gene Ontology annotation, molecular function: dipeptidyl-peptidase activity; serine-type peptidase activity. The transcript has 20 exons. NCBI's taxonomy places the organism in Eukaryota, Metazoa, Chordata, Mammalia, Microbiotheria, Microbiotheriidae. Bases 215 to 2863 code for a protein of 882 amino acids. Gene Ontology annotation, biological process: proteolysis. The record is from RefSeq and is a predicted model, not a curated record.